Varroa destructor (honeybee mite) is the source of this 11127-nucleotide messenger RNA. RefSeq lists its product as uncharacterized. Lineage: Eukaryota; Metazoa; Arthropoda; Arachnida; Mesostigmata; Varroidae. Gene Ontology annotation, molecular function: RNA polymerase II cis-regulatory region sequence-specific DNA binding; DNA-binding transcription activator activity, RNA polymerase II-specific. Gene Ontology annotation, biological process: brain development; negative regulation of transcription by RNA polymerase II; neuron differentiation. Gene Ontology annotation, cellular component: nucleus. The record is from RefSeq and is a predicted model, not a curated record.
CCUAAGUGUUUUCUAACAGAGAUAACGGUUUUCCCUAGGCUCCGGCCGCAGGAAACUGUUUGCCGAUUUCACCAUCGGCAGGAAUCGUAGAGUGCACAACUAGAGAGAACCCGAUGAAGAAGUAGAAGACCUAUAUCCUAGACAUUUGUGAGAGAAGAUCAUCACCACGUCGGUGAGUCGCGGCAGAGAAUCACGUGUGAGAGAAAAAUUCUAACAUUUUCGUGCCAUCGACGAGACAACUCGAAACGGAGUGUCCCUGCUGUUCACUGCUAGAACAGUUGUUGGUCGUCGCGAAGCGAUGCGUUAAGGUGUCGGGAAAUAGUAGGGAAAUUUCCACCAUGACCUAGCUGCAACUCAAGCGAUUCAGCGAACUAGAAUACGUCGAAAACAUCGGAAAGCACGCGACGCAUCUGUGAAUGGUAGGCCUGUGCCUAAGCUAGAUUUCGUAAGGAAGAAGUAGACAGUGAUAAAGAAAGUGGUGAAAAAAGUAGUUCAUCCUGGUGGUGAACUUCGGUUGUGCCUCGGAUACAAACGAAACACAGCAGGAUCGUCUGUCUAAAAAACAAGUGUGUGUUUGAAGGUCCUAUUCGUCCGCAGAUCUUCUCUGUCCAUAGCAGUGUUUAGAACAGUAACGUUCACAACAAGAGUUCGACCUCCCCUAUUAUCGGUCAAGGGGUGGAAACGUGACAAACAGAUUGCCGCCCACGUAUCGGUUCAGUCAGAAAGAACAGCAGAGAUCUUGGAUCGAAUCAAGCGACAAGCACGGGAGAAAAAAAAACACAUCAAAUUGCUCUAUUCGACGACUGCAAACGACACUUCCGAGGACUUUGUUUGAACACGAUCAAAGAUCAACUGUCAAGGGGCUAACGGCUUCCUCGAAAGAAGAUUGUCCGCGGAUUUACGCAUUUGUUCCCCCUUCCCCCAUUCUCUAUAAACACUAUCUACAAUGCGUGCGGAGGGCUCACAUUUGCAAUUGGCCUGAUGCCGCGGCAGCUAUUCAUUAUCGCGUAAACUCGCUAACCACAAUCGUGUGACGACCUCAAUAUCGUAACCGCAUUACCGAAACCGCAACGCUUCAUCAGUCCUCGAAUGAAGAUCCGAACCAGUUCGAAUCGGGCGCUUAUCCAAGGCGGAUUAAAGUUACACCACCCCAGUGGAUGGAGGGGCCAGUGACACACUGUUGCUGAAGAUUAAGUGGUGCUGUGGUACUCGGACGCGCUAAUCUGCUCUUGAAUUCGGAGGGAGCGCAUACUCUAAGCAGAGUGAAAUAGUCUAGUUCGCCGCCAAUCGCAAGAACAGCGCCCGUUGUUCCGUUCGGUUUCGGCGGGUUUGGCAGCAGCUUAUUAGGCCACCCAGACCGAUUACGACGACGACGACGACAACAGCGACGACGACGAGAAGAAGAAGAACAACAACAACAACAGCAGCAGCAACGCAAUACCCCCAACAACGAUCUUAUUCGCUCGAUUAUCCUCUUACUCAGCCCCCUUCCCUUCAAGUCCUCCCGUCGUCUCCUCCUACCACAGUCAUCAAACCCCCCUAACAUUUCGCCAGAACUCUUCAACGAGCUGCUUUAAUCACCCUCGACCAGCUGAAGUUGGACAGCUCGAUCCAGAUCAUCGGGCCCUGGUAAUAGUACUUGUGACUCGUGAGAUCGCAGACAUCCCGUGUUGUACCUACCGCUUCUAGCUAUUCGAUUCGUUCAUCAUCCACUCUUCCCGUCCCGGACUACUUCGUGUCUCACUACUACGACCACGACGACUAGCCCAGAUAGUCUGCCUGCGAUCACUCGGCGCUUCGCAUUGCUCACUCGUGUGAUCGUCUUCUCUCUCGCACUGUCACCAGUGCCGCCAGUCACUGAGUUUAUUGGCUAGAGUUCUAGCUAGCGGUGUUCCGAUCUGCCACUGUUACUGCCGCUACUUCGAUCAUCAUCAUCGUCGUCGUCGUCGUCGUUGUUGUUGCCAGUGGCUCUCCACCGCUCGCAGGCACUCGACGACGGUUGCGCACAAAAAAAUCCUCGACGGUAACUCCAACAGCGGCGAACGACGUGCUGGCAAGAGAAAGCUACACGAUAGUAGAAGUAGGAAAACUGCCAGGCACUAGCAGACCGACUAGGCAAAAUAGUGAGAGAGAAAAAAAGAUCCUGAAGACCCGAAGACUCACCAGUGGGUGGAAGGAGCGAACGAUCGGAGUGAGAAGCACUGCCUAACUGCCUCGACCGGAUCGCGACUGUAGCUGACGCCGGAGCUGCAGCUUGCGGCAAGCGAGCUUUGCUCUGCUCCCCAAGCGAAUCCUGUGGCGGCACUGCACUGUCUGGCUGGAUAGACACAUACCUUUCUGCCUACCUUCGUAGGUAAUCGUCGACUAGUGUGUUGUACGACAGAAUAGUCAGUUGCCAAAUAAAGAAGGUAGCCUGGAGUGAGAAGCGCAACUAGCUGUUCUGUGUUUCUUCGACGUUGCAACAGCAGCAAGCAAGCAAGCAAACUGCUGUUGCUGCUGCUGCUGCUGCUGCUGCUGCUGCUGCUGCUACUACUGCUGCUGCUGCUGCUGGUUUUCACCUCGGUCCUUGCCAGCGAGCCUGCGCUUCAGGACUGCCUACCGCUUGUGGUGCCGGUCGCGCUGGCGAACUCCACGAGCGGUGUCGACAGUUGAGUAGCUAAGGGAGUGGGAUAGUCUUCCCCUGGCGACGAAACCCGGGAAUCAAUUUAGUCGACCCCAUCUCGGCACACUCACACACGUCGGUACUCACCGACACUCACGCAGACAACGAUAGGCUAAGAGUCGCGCACUCCGAUAGAGACAAACGUUCGGCUAGGCGAAGUCUAUCGCUCUUAGCCUCAGCCGCAGAGGCUGUAGCGGCUGCUGUGUCUUCACCCAUCGCCACCGAAGGAGGAAGGCCCGUGGUGGACGGAGUGAGUGAGCUAAAAGCAGAAUUGAACCACCAGAAGCAGUGUUCUAUUUACCCGAAGCAAGUUCGACAAAAACUCGGCUGAAACCCUCGCGCACAUCACUUCAUUCUUGGAGCCACUCAGCUCUAGCGAAGCGGCGGAGGGAGCGGACAUAGAGCGGCAAUAGACUUCUACCACGAUCACCACUACUACAAAGGACUACUGAAGCAAACAGUCCCCUCAGUUGAGAGCACAAGCAGAUAGAAACACUGAAAAAGAAAGAAAGAGAGAGAAGUUAGUCGCUAGAAGUCGUUCCCGAAGAUCCUGACUCCCCAUCCCCUCCCCCAGAGUUAGGACCUCGGGAGCGGCCGAUCAUCAACGGCUCAGUGGCCACGGAGAUAUCUAGUCUAUCUAAGGUUCCCAAUCUCCAUUUGGCGUUUAUCUCAAAGUCAGAGUUCGAAAAGAUUAAGAUGAAGUAGAAAUAGAAAUAAAGCGGAUUUCUCCUGUGGAAAUGCAAGACAAAAAAAACGCGGGAAAACAGAACGUUUCAGCCUGUUUCAACUCAGCGAUGCGUAGUACACCUCGAAUGUCACCCGAGCAGUGCCUCCCUUAUACAGAGUCGAUCUAAGUGGUCAUCGUCCUUCAGUGACCUCGAAUGAAAAUCAAGAGAAACGAGGAUCGAAUGGCAUCUCUAUGAAUGUGUCUUCCAUGUUUGACUUUUACGUCGAAAAUUAAGGGCGUGCACUCGUGUGGUUGUUGUGGAGAUCGUUCGAAGGCAUACGAUCGAACUGAAAAACAUCACGGCGCAUUUUAACGCACCCAGCCAAAGUGACUGUGGAGCUGGCCGAAACGACUGCAGACUAUUUAUGGACACUAAUUAGCAAACGAUUCAUCUAAUCGAGUGUGAACUAGUUACCCGUUGUUUCGUGACUGCUUCCUGAGAUGCGCGUCUAAACAUCGCCACCUCGGUGACCAGUGCGCCGCCAGUGAACGUUCUACGCCAUUUUUCGACGUUAUGGCGUCAACAUCGAGUCCACCCGCUUGGCAACAGUGGCCACCAGCAGCUCCGGGCCACGAUGCAUCAGGUGCAUGUCAUUGCCAGUAUUGUGCGAACGGUGGUUCAUGUGGUUCGCCCCAUCGGGACUACUAUGAACGAGGAACGAGGUCGCCUCGAGUCGCGCCCGACGCUUCGGAUAUGCACGCCGAUGACCUACGUCAAACACCGGAACACCGCCAGGGAGCAGGCCUUGCCCCGGGAUCACUAGCAGGAGGCCUACCCGGUACGAUACCUGGCCUCGGGAUGGGCCAAGGAGGUCAACCUUUGGACCGGCUAAGCCUUAUGAGUGCUGAGCGGGGCCUACCUCCGGCCGAUAGGCCAUCGUCCGCUCAGACAGUGAAAACGGAGUUUAAGACGGAGUUCAAACCGGACUUUGAGCAGUCGCGGCAGCAGUUUUUCGAGCAGCAGUUCUUCGGCAUCACCGAGUCGACCGCCGAGGCGCUAAAGCAGAUCGGCCAGCCUUCUCCGAGUUCACCGAGUCAGACACACCUGGGUCAGGAUUUCAUGUCCAGAAGUUCGUACCAGCCCGGCGGCCAGGCGGCACAGCGGCCCAGCAGUAAAAAGGACGCGGACCGGGUGCGGCGGCCUAUGAACGCGUUUAUGGUGUGGUCGCGCGGCCAACGCAGGAAAAUGGCCCAGGAGAACCCGAAGAUGCACAAUUCCGAAAUUUCGCGAAGACUGGGUGCCGAGUGGAAGCUGCUGUCCGAGGCAGAGAAGAGACCUUUCAUCGACGAGGCGAAGCGUCUGCGAGCCGUCCACAUGAAGGAACAUCCGGAUUAUAAAUACCGACCAAGGAGAAAAACAAAGACGUUGAUGAAAAAGGAGAAGUAUGCCGCUCCAACAGCGCCCUCGGUAGGCCAGGGUCCUACCGAUUCGGCGGGACUCCUGCAGCGUAACCAGCUUCAGGCUAACCGGCUCCCGGGAAUACAGAACAACAUCAUGCCCCUCGCAGACUCCACGCGCGACUUAUACUCCUCCGUGGGUUCGUACACUCCACAGGGCUAUCCCUUGGCUAGCGAUUUCUACAACGUGUCGAUGUACCAGCAAUCGCAGAUGAACCCCCUCUACCAGCGCUAUGACCAGUACACUUACCCCGGCUACGGUUUCGGCUAUUCGGCUCAGCCCGGUACACCGGGUCAGCAGAGCGUGCGGAGUGACGAUAGCGGUGCUGCCACGCCCAACGGUUCGCCCGGCUCCACUCCAGGUUCAGUCAACCUCUCUGGAAGCUCUUCGGCGCUGUCCGGACUCUCCGGACUUCCGGGAGCUUCCGGGUCCUUGUCCGGUAAUAUAAACUCGAACCUUGGUCUCAACCUCGGCUCCAACCUCGCCUCGAGUCUGCCUGGUCUAGGCGCUGGUCUCAACGGCAGGAGUGCGGUGGCGCCGCCCUCGACGCCUGGCUCAGUACCGUCUGGCGGCCACGCAGCUCAGCCGGGAUCGCCAGCCGCUGCAGGCCCAAUGGUCGCGCCAGGCGCAGGCCAACCCGGCAGUUCGGUCGGGCUAGACCUCAGUGGGGGUAUGGCGUCCGCCGCAGGUAUCGUCACUGCCCGUCGAUACCAAAACGGUCCGGACCUCAGGGACAUGAUAUCGGUCUACUUGCAACCGGGACACCAGGGAACGGCCGAGGCUGGUGCUCAAUCCUAAAGCAGCAGCUAUAGCUUCAAGAGAAACAAUAAUCGCAACAAUAAUAACGUGCACGAUUAUUUCGACACAGGAGUGCAUUGUUGCCAGAGUGACGACAAAGAGAGCCGCGCGAAAGUGACCCAACGGCCAGCUUCAACAGCAGCAGCGACGUCAACCAAGGAUAACAGCAGCAGCAGCAGCAGCAGCAGCAGCAGAAGUAGCAGCAGAACAAAAACAACUCGCCGAUAGAUUGAACCAGCUGAUAAAGCGUUUGGGCUUAUCUGCACGAGGAACCAUCGAAUCAGAAGGCCCUGCGCCAAUUCACGUACACUCCAACAGUUCAUACAGUCACACGAUCCACAUCACAAGGGCACACAUCCCUCAAAAUAUCAUUUUCCUUGCAAAUGUUAUGUCUAUUUUAACUCUAAGCUCGUAUAAGGCGUUCAGAGCUUGCAUUUUACCACUGGUUAGUUUCUGUAUAGGAACAGAAUCGAUUCCCGUCCAUAUAACCUACGCUGUGAGGUACUUCCUUUCAAAAUCUAGAGACAGUCGAUUACAUAUUUGCAGUACGAGAAAUCCUUAUAUUAUAACUGUAAAAAUUUUAUAUACUACAAUUUUCUGCAUCGUUAUAAUUUCUACUUUAAAUGUUCUUUAUGUAUUCGAAAGGCAACAACCCACAAUAACAGAAUCACAGCAAAAAAAAAAAAAAGAAAAAAACAAAACAGCCUCAGUCAAAGCUGCAAUGUUAACACAAACAACCAUGUUACGGGCGAGAUAGUACCAGCAAAAAACUUACUAGAGAAACAACAGAAUGUGACGCCGGGAAGAUGCAGAACGCGUAAAUCUCUUAUCACCUCUAAUGUAUAUAACUAUGUCAAGAGAAAGAUUGUACCGCUGAUAGAAAUUCGAUAAAGAUUUGGUUAGUGGUCAGACCCUGCAUUGACUGUAACAUCAACCAAAAAUGCAGCCAGCAUAUAGAUAAGCGAACAGUAGUAACUAUAAUAAUAAUUAUCACUACGAUUAUCAUUAUUAUUACUAUUAUUCAUAAUAACUAACAACACCAGUACGCCAUGAUGGUGAUAAUAAACACGAUUAGGAGACGAUCUAUCUGACAUAAGAACGCGCCUCACACAACUCUACAACUGUUAAAAACACCCGAACGCUCAGAGGGAAUAUCGGCUCGCGUGAGGUCAGUACCAUUGUAUUCAGACCGGGUCAGCCCGAUUGCACGAGGAAGCUAACUUGUGAGCCAGAAACCUAUCGUUAGUUGAUGGUAAAUAAUAAAACAGCUGGUCUUCUAAACCCCCCGCCGCCGCCGCCGCCGCUACGCUGGAAGGAGGUAUGGCGACGGGUGUAUCGUUUAAAGGAGCCAUUAAAAACGUUCGUUUCCCUUUUGGUUGAAAGCGGACGCGUCGUAAGAAGCGAAACGAGGCAAACAGAUUAUAUUAUAUAAUAGGUCUAUAAAUAGUGCACGGCAGCGGCGGCGUCGGCCAUUUCGAUAUAUAAUAUUAUAAUUAUAUUCAUUAUUAUUAUUGAAAUCAAUCGUCUCCAUCAAAGGUGCGUACAACCGAGUGGACAUAGGGAUGGAGGACGUGAUCCUGUGCCACGUUCUCAACCACGACACAAUGUGUGAUUUAUGUCUGAUGUCCGCACGCAGUCCGGAUGUAUUAUUAUGUAAAUAUAUAAACCUCUUGUGAAUUAUCUGCCUCCCCAGAGGUUUCUUUGCCCCAUCUGUCGUCCUUCGAUGGGAUCCCCCGCACAUCGAGACGAUCCCUAUUCGAUGAGCUAUUUCUACAGAACUUUACAUACAAGCAUUCAAAAGCACGGUGAAACAAAUAUAUCAUCACUGAACGCUGUGCAUAGGCAUAAGAAAUAAUCUCGCUAUUCCAACUCAAACGCGACACAGGGAAAAAUGCGACUAAAUACGUCAAGAUACAAUCUAUAGCAGUGUGUGUGUGCAACAACAACAACAACAACAACAAAACAUAAUACAUACCCCUACCCUCCCUUCGAAAUACCUCCGAGUAUAUAGAGUCAUUUUUGCUGAAAGAAAACAUGCUCUGAUUGCGGUAUAUAUACAUACGCUAGAAUCAGUUGAAUGAUCAGACCCUACAAUGGUAACCAUGUAGUGGAUUAGUAACUUCAAGAUUAUAUAUAUAUAUAUAUAUGAUCGAGAAGUAUCAUGAAGUGAGGACAUCAAUGCAUACAUAAGACAUACACAAACGUAAAUAGAUAUAUAAAUAUUUAUUGUUUGCCCUCUUACUAUUUAUCCGAUGCGUACAAGAAGAACCUUUCUCAAAAAUGAAGAGAACACAAAUUGUACAUUUUUCCAAACCCUUUGGCGCCGGCUGUCACUAUGAUGUUUAUUAUAUUAUACGAUACAUGACGCUGUUCCCACCGAAUCCGCUCCAGAAGCGAAUGUACCAUUAUUGUAAUAUAACGCUCUCUCUCUCUCUCUCUCUCUCUCUCUCUCUCUCUCUCUUCUCUCUCUCUCUCUCUAUAUAUAUAUACAACCCGUAAAUCAAAUCGUGACUAAUUGAUCGAAAAAUAAUAAAAGACCCAUGAAAAGCAUUUGCGUACUGGCAAAAAGUAAGGAACAACAAAAAGAAAACAACUUUACCGCGAAAAGAGACGAUAUCAAAACCGGCAAGUAUGGCAUUUCUCAGGGAUCUGUCGGAAAACGCUUAUCACUAUUAGGAUGAUUUAAGUGUUCAAGCUUUUUUCGAACAUGGCCUACAAGGUACGCGGAGCCCAUUCAUUGAGAGGUCUGUCGGAGCUCUCUAUAUGAUCUCCCUCUAACCAGAACAAUGUCAGUGUGGUAUCAAAUCAUUUGUGUGUACGGUCACUCUGCAGAUACUCGAUUUAUGUCAGGGAUGGGAUUUUAAAAAAAAAAAUGUAAAAAAACACCACUAUAAAUACCUAUGUUACACCAAAAGUAACGAUUUGAUACACGUCUAUUUUGUAAAAAGGAUUGUCUACAUCUAUUGGCUUCCAGUUCGGUCAGUGUCCUGAGUGCGCCAUCAGCAAAAAAGUACGAUUUCCCUCCUCACAGCGAGAAACGUGAUGACAUUUUUGAAGUUUCCUACUAAACGUAUUGUGAAUUUGACGCAAAAAAUUGUCUAUUUCUAUCGAAUGAAGUAUUUCUAAGUAGAUAACGAACAUUGAAAUAGGAUUUGGCGACGACGGGACGUUUUUUUUUUUUUUUUUUUUUAUCAUAAUUGACUAAACGGUUGACAAGAAUAAAAAACAUAGUCCACAUGGACCUCGCGUAAACGUACGGGCAGGCACAGAAACGUAAAAGUUGUUGAUAGGUUGAAUAUCAAUGAAACGGUAACCGGGAGGUUAGCAAUCAUACAGCUGCAAUAAGAUGUUUGUACCAAGAACAGAAAAACCUCUGUGACGAACCGUUGAGAAUCUGAAAUGCCACGGCGGCAAACCCUUUGGCGUAUGUAUCUCUCCAUGAACAUUAAUCUUAAAUAAGUAAAAGUGAACAUUUGACAAGUCGACGUUUUUUUUUCUACUCUAAUUGGAAAGUAACGAAAUUGGAAAAUGGGGCACGAUGAAGUUGGCAAAACCCUACUAAGGGUCUAGGCGUGGGAAAUAGCAUCGAUUGACCAUCCUCAUUCCAAUUUUGAAAUCUUGGCGAUGUCUUUCUCAAGGUGUUCACCAACGGUUGAUGGCGCCCGGCCCGAACGCUUUCGUUUGUCUCUUGAAGCAAACCUCCGACGGCGACGCGCCUAAACCCUUACAUAACCCUAAUCCGUUUAAUCGUUAUUGUCAGGUUUUCUUCUAGAAAAGGCCUGCAGGUCCUGAUAAGCCAGCAGCCAGCUGUUGCAGACGUGGAUCAGAAUCUGACCCUCAAAUCUUUUAUAGAAGAAGCAACAAACGAGAGCAAAAGAUCUACAUUGCGUAUCCGUCCACUUGGUGUGCGCGGUCCACCGCGGUCGGAGGUCCCUUUCCUUGUGCAUACACAUCACACGAUUAACUCGACCGAUAUAUAUACAUACAAUAUACAUAGAUAUAUAUAUAUAUAUAAAAGUAGACUAAAUAUCAACAACGUUGCAAAUAAUGAUAAUGCGGCAUAUGAAAGGAAAUACAUAUGCGACUAUGGAUGGCUUGAUAUUGGAGAUAACUAUGAUUAUAAAAUGGUAUAAAUGAGCAACAUGUUUGGAUAUGAUUGGAAAGCUAUAUAUAUAUAUAUAUAUAUAUAUAUAUAUAUAUAAAAUCACAGUACGCUGUAAUAAUGUAGACGUUAGGGGGCCACAUCCAAGCGCCGUACGACCGUAGGGUUGUUGCGCGGUCGGCAACAUGAAGAACUCGGUGAGCACGAGCCCCUCUAACCUGUACAGAAUUCCCAUACAUCGUAGCAACUGAGUAAUAGUUGAGUAAAAUAAACGACAAAAACACCCAAUUCAUUUUUUGCUUUUUUGUAACGAUAAUGAAAAUAAUUAUUACUGCUAGUGUAAUAGAUAUCAAUCAUAAUAAUUAGUACUACACAAUGAGCAAGGACAGCGCGGGUUGCAUUAGGCCAAAUGACAUCAACGGCAAUAUAUUUAGGAUGGCCUAAGCGGAUUGGCGUAGACCUAAUCAGAGCAAAAGGAAUAAAAAUACUACUACUGAUAAUGACAUUGAAUAUGACGAGUAAUAAAUGACGCUGAUGACGACACUAUUACUAUUUAAGAUGACAGUAGCAGAAAAGUGACGGCACAACAUCAUCGAAUCCUAGAUGAAGGAUCUUAUGAAAGAACAAUAAUAACAACAGUAACUAUAUUAUUAGUAUUACAUUAUAUACUAGUUAUAACAAUAAUAAUGGGACAAGACGUCGCUAGGAAGAACAUAGGCAGGGCAAUUUCACUAGCCGACGAGCGGCGAAAGCAAUGGCAGUGAGCGAUUUUCAAGCCGUGCCGACGCGCAAUGAAUAUAAUUAAUCGUAGCAGUCGGUGCAUAAGGAACCCUGGCGAGCAGAAUAUAAAUGCAAAGAAUGAAAAAUGCCGAUAACAUAAUAGGGUCAGUUCGGAGAAUUGCGUUCUGAUAAUAGAGACCUCUCUGGGAAACUACCCAGACGCUAGCGGGUUGCUGAUUAGGGACAACUACCACUUCAACAGUGGUACAACAAUGUCUCCGUGUGUGUCUGUGUGUGCGUGCGUGCGUGCGUUUGUGUAUGCUUGUGUGUGUAUGCGUGAGUGUUUGUGUGUGUGUGUGUGAGUGCAAAAAGCGUGAAUAUAAAUGGGGUAAGCUCUACGGGAGGGGCGCAUUCAGCAUACGACGAACACAGACAGAAAGAGAGAUUUGGGUAAAUAUUAGGUAUUUUCUCGCUGGCCGGCAAAGAAAACGAAAAAAAUGAUAACGAAAAGCAAAAAGCGAAUUCACUUGGUAUAGACCAAAGUGAGCGGAGUGUAGCGGUGAACCUCUUUGGCGGAUCCACGGUUAAGAGAUACUGGCAAGUAAUAAUAAAUAGAUGAUUAAAGAAAUAACGCGGCAAGAUAUGAUUGAAUGGUGACGAUGACGGCGAGGCAGGAUAUGGCAGACUAAACAUAGUGAAGAGUUUAAAUACAAAUGAAA